GGGCGGGGCGGCUCUGCGGCCCGGCCCAGUGGAUGCCGGGCCUUGGGGGAGCGCGCGCGGAGCUGUUCGCUGGGCGUGGCGGGCGGGUGUGGCCAGGGGUGUGGGUCUGUGAGGGACCGGCCGGAAGGGCGUCGCGCGGCCUUGGGUGACAUGCGGGGGGCGGCAAGCGCGAGUGCCUGCGUGCCGACGUCGCUCUCGGGUAGAGGCGCCCCCCGCACAAAGCCCCGGGCGGGCCGAGGCCCGACUGUAGGGACUCCAGCCACCUUGGCCCUCCCUGCCCGGGGAAGGCCGCGCUCAAGGAAUGGCCUCGCAUCCAAAGGCCAGCGAGGAGCGGCCACUACGGGGCCUGGGCACAGAGCUCUGCCUUCCAGGGACACUGCUUUUCCCCAGGAGAGAAACAAACAGCCGGAGGCUGUGGGGACAGGAAUUGAACCUAAAGCCAUGUCCCAGGGCUUGGUGACAUUUGGGGAUGUGGCCAUAGAUUUCUCCCAAGAGGAGUGGGAGUGGCUGAACCCCAUUCAGAGGAACUUGUACAGGAAGGUGAUGUUGGAGAACUACAGGAACCUGGCAUCGCUGGGACUUUGUGUUUCUAAGCCCGAUGUGAUCUCCUCAUUGGAACAAGGAAAAGAGCCUUGGACAGUGAAGAGAAAGAUGACAAGAGCCUGGUGCCCAGACUUGAAGGCUGUGCGGAAGAUCAAGGAGUUACCUCUCAAGAAGGACUUCUGCGAAGGAAAGCUAUCCCAGGCAGUGAUAACAGAGAGACUCACAAGCUAUAAUCUGGAGUACGCUCUGUUAGAAGAACACUGGGAUUAUGAUGCUCUGUUUGAGACACAGCCGGGCUUGGUGACUAUCAAAAACCUGGCUGUUGACUUCCCCCAGCAGCUACACCCAGCUCAGAAGAAUUUCUGUAAGAAUAGGAUAUGGGAGAACUACAGUGACCUGGGAUCAGCAGGACAUUGUGUGGCUAAGCCAGAUUUAGUCUCUUUACUAGAGCAAGAGAAGGAGCCCUGGAUGGUGAAGCGAGAGCUGACAGGAAGCCUGUUCUCAGGCCAGCGAUCUGUACGUGAGACCCAGGAAUUAUUUCCAAAGCAAGAUUCAUAUGCUGAAGGGGUAACAAACAGGACCUCAAACACUAAACUUGAGUGUUCCAGUUUCAGAGAAAAUUGGGAUUCUGACUAUGUGUUUGGAAGGAAGCUUGCAGUAGGUCAAGAGACACAAUUCAGGCAAGAGCCAAUUACUCAUAACAAAACCCUCUCUAAGGAAAGAGAACGUACAUAUAACAAAUCUGGAAGAUGGUUCUAUUUGGACAAUUCAGAAGAGAAAGUUCAUAAUCGUGAGUCAAUUAAAAAUUUUCAAAAAAGUUCAGUGGUAAUAAAACAAACAGGCAUCUAUGCAGGAAAAAAGCUUUUCAAGUGUAAUGAAUGUAAGAAAACUUUUACGCAGAGCUCAUCUCUUACCGUUCAUCAGAGAAUUCACACUGGAGAAAAACCUUAUAAAUGUAAUGAAUGUGGGAAGGCCUUUAGUGACGGCUCAUCCUUUGCCCGACACCAGAGAUGUCACACUGGCAAGAAGCCCUAUGAGUGCAUUGAGUGUGGGAAAGCUUUUAUACAGAACACAUCCCUUAUCCGUCACUGGAGAUACUAUCAUACUGGGGAGAAACCCUUUGAUUGUAUUGAUUGUGGGAAAGCCUUCAGUGACCACAUAGGGCUUAAUCAACACAGGAGAAUUCAUACUGGAGAGAAACCUUACAAAUGUGAUGUAUGUCACAAAUCCUUCAGGUAUGGUUCCUCCCUUACGGUACAUCAAAGGAUUCAUACCGGAGAAAAACCAUAUGAAUGUGAUGUUUGCAGAAAAGCCUUCAGCCAUCAUGCAUCACUCACUCAACAUCAAAGAGUACAUUCUGGAGAAAAGCCUUUUAAAUGUAAAGAGUGUGGAAAAGCUUUUAGGCAGAAUAUACACCUUGCCAGUCAUUUAAGGAUUCAUACUGGGGAGAAGCCUUUUGAAUGUGGGGAGUGUGGAAAAUCCUUCAGCAUCAGUUCUCAGCUUGCCACUCAUCAGAGAAUCCAUACUGGAGAGAAGCCCUAUGAAUGUAAGAUUUGUAGUAAAGCAUUCACCCAGAAGGCUCACCUUGCACAGCAUCAGAAAACCCAUACAGGAGAGAAACCAUAUGAGUGCAAGGAAUGCGGUAAAGCCUUCAGCCAGACUACACACCUCAUUCAACAUCAGAGAGUUCACACUGGUGAGAAACCCUAUAAAUGUAUGGAAUGUGGGAAGGCCUUUGGUGAUAACUCAUCCUGUACUCAACAUCAAAGACUGCACACUGGUCAAAGACCUUAUGAAUGUAUUGAGUGUGGAAAGGCAUUCAAGACAAAAUCCUCCCUUAUUUGUCAUCGCAGAAGUCAUACUGGAGAAAAACCUUAUGAAUGUAGUGUGUGUGGCAAAGCCUUUAGUCAUCGUCAAUCCCUUAGUGUACAUCAGAGAAUCCAUUCUGGAAAGAAACCAUAUGAAUGUAAGGAAUGUAGGAAAACUUUCAUCCAAAUUGGACACCUUAAUCAACAUAAGAGAGUUCAUACUGGAGAGAGAUCUUAUAACUAUAAGAAAAGCAGAAAAGUCUUCAGGCAAACUGCACACUUAGCUCAUCAUCAGCGAAUUCAUAAUGGAGAGUCGUCAACAUGCCCCUCUUUACCUUCCACGUCAAAUCCUGUGGAUCUGUUUCCCAAAUUUCUCUGGAAUCCAUCCUCCCUCCCAUCACCAUAGCCUCGAGACAUCAUUUCUGUUUGACUACUCCAGCAGUUUAAAACCCCAUCUCCCUGCCCUUUUGUUUUCGUUUUGUCCCUUAUUAGUUUGUUCUUCACAUAAGUGUAAAUGUAACUUAUUCACUCCUCUUGUAAAACUUAUAGUUUCUUUAAAUUGGUUAAUGUGUGAGAUGUGCUCAGCACAGUGCCUGGUCCAUAUUAAGUGCUCAGUAAACUUAGCUCUUUUAAAAACUUUGUAUUUGAACAUUGAAAAGUUACAGUAGUCAGCUCUGAUAAAAAAAAAAUGAUGCAGUAGGAUGAGGGUAGGAAAAAGCAUACUUUAGAUCAGGAACAGCAUUCUCCAGUAGUAGGUGAGGUUUUGCCUAUAUUGGUUUAAAACUUGACUCUAUAACGCCAAGUUAGUUUUGUGGCUUUCCAUCUGACCUUAUGUGAAUGUAAGGUGAUGUGACCUUGUUGGUGAGAAAAUUAAACUUUACAUGUGACUUGAUUUGUUUUAGAAAGUCUAGGGACCAUGAAUGAAUAGGCCACCUGGGACAAAUGAAUUUAAAAAAUCAGAAAAAUGCAAGAUUUAUAUGCAUAAAGUUAAAACAACUGACAUGUUACUCAAGAAUUAGAAAACCUUGUAAGAUUUCACCUGUUUAAAAAUCAUAUUUAUAAAUGAACUGUAUUAAAACUUUUAAAGAACCAUUCAUUGUGAGGUAAACUGAUCCAGAAUAGGAGUCAGCAAACUAUGACUCAUGGCUGCAGUCUCACUGACUGUUUUUGUAUGGUCCAUGAUCUAGAAUUUAAAAAAAUUUAAAAAAAUUGAAAAAAAUGAAAAGAAUAUUUUCAACAUGAAAAUUAUAUGAAAUUUAAGUUUUGGUGUCUGUAAAUAAAGUUUUGUUGGCUUCAGCCACACACUGAUUUCUACCUUGACUGUGCUGCUUCCAGGCUAUAGCAGCAGAGUUGAGCAGUUGUGACGGGAGACCAUGUGGCCUGCAGAGCCCAAAUAUCUACUGUCUGAUCCUACACAGAAAAUGUGUGUUAUCCCUGCUAUGGAGCAGAGGUUAUCAAACUAAAGCUCAUGGGCCAAAUCCUAUCUGCUGCUUGUUUUUGUAAAUAGAGUUUUAUCAAACCACAGCCAUGCUUACUUGUUUAGCUAUUGACUAUGGCUGCUUUAGACAACUGUGACAGACUAUAUGGCUCACAAAACUUCAAAUAUUUCCUAUCCUUUAACAGAAAGUUUGCCAACCUCUGCUCUAGAGUAGAGAAGAAUGUAUAAAAUAUUCUAAUUUUAUGAGGGCAAUACAACUCUCACAUCAAAAACAAAACAAAUGACAAAGGAACUCAUUUGUCAAUAGAGGUGAAAGGAAAUUAUUAAACUAUAUUGAAAAAUAAAGAUGUCAAUAAAAGGAGAAAUGAUAUUUUUCUAGAUGAAAUACUCAAUAUUGUUAAAAUGUUUGUAAAUUAUAAUUCAGUCCCAGUAAGAUAUAUUUACUUUGACGGUAACAGGGAAGCAUAAUUAGGCAAGAAUAGCAAGAAGUUUUUUUUUUGUUGUUGUUGUUGUUGUUUUUUUGAGAUGGAGUCUCACUCUGUUGCCCAGGCUGGAGUGCAGUGGUGUGAUCUCGGCUCACUGCAACCUCCGCCUCCCAGGUUCAAGCAAUUCUCUGCCUCAGCCUCCCGAGUAGCUGGAAUUACAGGUGCCUGCCACCACACCUGGCUAAUUUUUGUAUUUUUAGUAGAGAUGGGGUUUCACCAUCUUGGCCAGGCUGGUCUUGAACUCCUGACCUCAUGAUCCACCUGCCUUGGCCUCCCAAAGUGCUGGGAAUACAGGCAUGAGCCAUGACAACCGGCCAGGAAUUUUUUUUUUUUAAGAGAUGGAGGCCUCACUCUAUCAUCCAGGCUGGAGUGCAGUGCUAAGAUCCUAGCUCACUGUAACCUUAAAAUAUUUUUUUUGUAGACUGUGUCUUGCUUUGUUGCCCAGCCCGGUCUUGGGCUCCUUGCCUCAAGUGAUUCUCCUGCCUCAGCCUUCCCCAAAAUUUUUGAAAUAGAUUUAUUUGCAUAUGAGAUUUUGGUAUAUAAUAGCACUAUUAUUUCAAUAUCAGGGAAAUUAUGUUUUGAUAAUUGGUUAUCCACCCUCUCCAAGAAAAAAGUUAGAAGCACAUUUACACCUUACAGAGAAAUAUGACUAUUGUAUUUGACAUAUCAUAAAAUAACAUGUUAUAGGCAAAUGUAGAAAAAAGAAACUAUUAUCCAGUAGGACACGGAGUCCUAGAAGCCAUAAAGAAAUCGAGAACAAGUUGGGCUAUGCAACGAUCUAAAACUUCAGCAUGGUGAAAGGCACCAAAAACUUGUAAAAGACAAUUGAAGGAAAAUGUAUGCAACUUACAGAAAAUAACAGAAUGCUGUUACAUAUACAGAACAGUGGGGAACAAUUGGCCAUGCACACUGAUAGGCACAUGACCCUGAAGAAUCCAAAUGAAUAAAAUCGUGAAAUUCUUAACCUCAUUAAUCAGAAGAAUAUGAAUGAAACCACAUUUUCCUGGCUGUUAGGUAGAUCACAAUAUAAAAUUUGGAUAAUAUCCAGUAAUGGUAUUAGUGUGGGAAAACAGGUACUUGAUCAUUAUUAGCAGUGUAACUUCAUCCCCUAUUUCCUUGGAUGGCAUGACCUAUCAACAUUAUAAACGUGAAUUUUUUUCAAACAGUAA
Molecule: messenger RNA, 5443 nt
Organism: Symphalangus syndactylus (siamang)
Lineage: Eukaryota; Metazoa; Chordata; Mammalia; Primates; Hylobatidae
Gene: ZFP28
Product: ZFP28 zinc finger protein
Biological process (GO): regulation of transcription by RNA polymerase II
Cellular component (GO): nucleus
Molecular function (GO): RNA polymerase II cis-regulatory region sequence-specific DNA binding; DNA-binding transcription activator activity, RNA polymerase II-specific
Source: RefSeq, a predicted model, not a curated record